This is a messenger RNA of Pocillopora verrucosa, 865 nucleotides long. Its product is annotated as large ribosomal subunit protein uL13m-like. Gene Ontology annotation, molecular function: mRNA binding; structural constituent of ribosome. Gene Ontology annotation, biological process: translation; negative regulation of translation. Lineage: Eukaryota; Metazoa; Cnidaria; Anthozoa; Scleractinia; Pocilloporidae. The record is from RefSeq and is a predicted model, not a curated record. Gene Ontology annotation, cellular component: mitochondrial large ribosomal subunit; ribosome.
AAAGGGGCGAGCUUCAUUGCGGCGUGCAGUUGGAUGUAAAAUGACUUUCCUAAACCGUGCCAAUCAAAGUUUUUUAACCCAUGCUCGCCUCUGGUAUCUUGUAGAUGCGAAGGAUCAGAUCAAUGGACGCUUAGCUUCGUAUCUAAGCCAAGUUUUGCAAGGAAAGACAAAACCUAUAUACCAUCAUACAGAUGAUGUUGGUGAUUACGUUGUGGUGAUCAACACGAGACAUAUUGUUUUAUCUGGUACCAAGUGGAAAAAUAAACUUUAUCGUCAUCACACUGGUUAUCCGGGUGGAUUAAAAUCUAUAACUGCAAGAGAGCUGCACAAGCGAGACGCUACAAGGAUCCUAUGGAGGGCUGUCUAUGGAAUGCUUCCGAAAAACAAUCUCAGACCUAUUUGGAUGAACAGAUUGUUCCUUUUUGAGGACAAUGAACAUCCGUACGCGGAGAAUAUUUUUGCCAAAUUGGAAGGCCCAGCCCCCUUACCCAAAAGACUGGAAGAGUUCACAGUAGAGGAAAUCGAAAACUAUCCGAAACUCUUUUGAUCAAUAUUUUGGAUGCUAGCCCUCAUUAACUCCAACCAUCAUUGCCUUUUCAACUGUGAGAAUGUAAUUUUUGCAGAGAUAACAUCAAGAUGAAAAACAUGAUGAAAAUUUUGACUUAACAUUUUCAUGAGUCAAUGGAUGACUUUAGCCGUCACAUGUGGUGUUUGGCUCACUAGUUAUAUGCACAUGACAUGAAAAAUAACAAGUACAAUUCAUCAUUUCAUGGUCAACCACUUUAUCCCAUUUACCUAGUAAUUUCAAAUAAACCGUGUUUUUUUUUGAGGCAAUGACACAAUUAAAACCAUGAAUUAACCAUCA